GAUGAAUGAUAUACACUACUACUACCGGGUUGUUUAAAAUAUAGAACAAUACCUACGCCGUUUGUUCUUCUGUUUUAUUGGCCACCGUUUUGAUUGAAGACUAUAAUAGUAUUAUAACAUCAUUAUAGGCCUUUCCACUCAACGUUGGACUUUUGUGCACGGAUUACUAUUGUAUAAUACUAUUGGACUCAGUCUUCCUCAUUAUGUCUUUGGUGCAGUCACUUGCAGAGGAACACCUGUCAACCAAGUGAACUCAGUUUGUGGUCGUUGUCCUCACGAGGCAGUUAACAAGUAACAUUCAUUCUAUAGUAACUGUUAGCGUCUGUUUUGUUUAAUAUACCUUUUGUAUUGCUAACGGUAUUUCAUUACCUUUGUUUUUACUAACGGACAGACCUCUAGGUUUCUUAAUCCAUAAUCCGUUUUGGUAUAUCAGUGUUAACCUAGUGUAUCAAUAUAUUUUGUGUAAGCUCCUUUUGUUUGGGGACCACCACAAAUUUGGUGAGCCCGACGUGAUUUUUUUUUUCUCUCUCUCAACUACUUUUGAGUUCACUUACAGAUAUUACGGCGUUAUUUUACCCUUGGUAGUAUUUAAAUUUUCUUAUAUUCGUAAUGUACUCAUCCGAAACUGAAGGCAUCAGCCAGGAUAACAUUUCAGCAGAGCUACAUGCUCUAAAUUUGAUAAAUGUGCCCCCAUUCAGCCGAUUAAAUCCUCGCAUUUGGUUUGCGCAAGUAGAAGUACAAUUUCAGCGUCGCAACAUACGCUCACAGGCAUCUAAAUACUCUUUUGUGCUUGGAUUACUACCCACUGAAGUUGCAUCUGAGGUGUCAGAUUUGAUAGAUAAUAUUCCUGCACCGAAUCCAUAUGAUCAAUUGAAGCAGGCAAUUAUUCAACGUACCUCAUUAUCUGAUGAAAAGAGAUUACAGCAAUUACUGCACCAUUGUGAGCUAGGCGACAAAUCACCGUCUCAAUUAUUACGACACAUGAGACAAUUAGCUGGCCCAUAUAAAUUUGAUGACGCCUUCCUCAAGGAGAUUUGGCUACAACGUUUGCCAACAGUAGUUAGGCAAAUUCUUUGUGCCUCUAGCCAAGCAUCAGAUUUAGAGAGUCUUGCUAACAUGGCCGAUAAAAUUUUAGAAGUUACACCCGGUACAACACCUUACGUACAGGCAAUAUUAGAAACUUCGAACGAUAAGCAAACUCCCACCAUAGCAUCGUUAACUGCUGAACUAGGCGAACUACGAGCACAACAUGAACGAACUGUCGCUAGUCUUGAAAAUAAACUGGAUGCACUACAAUUAUUAAUCUCCAGUUUCACAUCUACAAGACCUCGUUCUUGUUCUCGAGGGAGUAAGAAUCGAAAUAACUCAAAAGGAAACAAAAACGACGACAACAUAUGUUGGUACCAUAAAAAAUAUGGUGACAAAGCUAGGAAAUGUGUUACGUCUUGUAAAUUUUUCAAGUCAUUUUCCUCACCAAAACGUGUCAACCAAACCAUGGUAGCGACAAAUGUUUCUGGUCGUGCGCCUACUCGUCUUUUCCACGUUCUUGAUAAAACUUCAGGGUACAAAUUCUUAGUAGAUACUGGAGCUGAAGUUAGUGUCAUCCCAGUUACCUUAGCCAAUAAACCUAUUGCUAAGAGUGGAAAAUAUACCCUAAGGGCAGCUAAUAAAACCGAAAUAAAGACAUUUGGCGAACAAUUUCUAACAUUAGACUUGGGAAUUAGACGUAAUUUAACCUGGGUGUUUAUUAUUGCGGAUGUCCGUCACCCUAUACUAGGUGCAGAUUUUCUAAGUUUCUACAACCUACUAGUUGACGUUAAGAGAAGAAAACUUAUUGAUUCCUACACGAACCUUCAAAUUCAGGGAAUUCAGUCGGACUACCACAUACAUAGUAUUAAAAUUGACACCCCAGGGAACGACAUAUUCGCCACCAUUCUAUCUAAAUUUCCCAAAAUAACGAAACCAGACUACAGUGAAAACACUGUCCAACAUUCUGUAGUACACUGGAUCAUCACAAAAGGUCAACCAACUUCGGCACGUCCACGACGAUUACCACCAGACAAACUGAAUGUUGCAAAAGCUGAGUUUGAUCAUAUGAUGCAGCUAGGUAUAAUACGUCCGUCAAGUAGCCCCUGGGCAUCCCCACUCCACAUGGUGCCCAAGCGAGACCAAGAUUGGCGACCCUGUGGUGAUUAUAGAUCAUUGAACAACCUGACAUUACCGGAUCGCUACCCAAUCCCUCAUUUACAUGAUUUUUCUCUCACUUUGCAUGGCAAGCAAAUUUUUUCUAAAAUUGAUCUUGUGCGAGCGUACCACCAGAUUCCAGUAGCAUCCGAGGACAUAGCAAAAACAGCCAUCAUUACUCCAUUUGGUUUGUUUGAAUUCCUAAGAAUGCCUUUUGGAUUAAAGAACGCCGCACAAACAUUUCAACGAUUUAUGGAUGAGGUCACUAAAGGACUAGAUUUUGUUUUCGUGUAUAUUGAUGAUGUCUUAAUAGCUAGCAGUUCGAUUCAUGAACACGCUGAUCACCUACAUCAAUUAUUCGAAAGAUUUCAGAAAUAUGGCAUAGUGAUUAACCCAUCCAAAUGUAUUUUCGGAGUUGAGAGUUUAGAGUUUUUAGGUCACUUGAUCGACAAACGUGGAAUUAAACCUUUGGAUACAAAAAUAGAAGCCAUCAAGAAUUUUCCAGAACCAGACUCAUGGAAUAAACUUCGACGUUUCUUAGGGAUGAUAAAUUUUUAUCGUCGCUUUAUUCCACAUUGCUCAGCCAUCCUACAACCUUUGACGGAGGUGUUAAAAGGUAAAGUCAAAAAGUUCACAUUACCCUCCCAAGCGAAAGAUGCCUUUUCUGCAGCUAAAACAGCAAUCGCUUCUACUACCAUGCUGACCUACUUAAGCCCUGAUCCGGAAGCAACACUAAUUCUGUGUACAGAUGCAUCACAGGCAGCAGUAGGUGCAGUACUACAACAGCGAGUUAAUAAUGAGGUCAAACCACUUGCCUUCUUUUCAAAGAAGCUAGAACCAACCCAAACUCGAUAUAGCACUUUCGGUAGAGAACUAUUGGCUAUUUAUCUAGCUGUUAAACAUUUUAACCAUUUACUGCAAGGCAGAGACUUUGUGAUACUCACUGAUCACAAACCUUUAACCUAUGCCUUUAACGCGAAAAGUGACCGUUAUUCCCCUAGAGAAAUGCGACAAUUGGAUUAUAUUUCCCAAUUUUCGACCAACAUACAGUUUAUAAAAGGCGAGUCAAAUGUUGUUGCGGAUACUUUGUCACGUUUCAACGUCGAUGCAAUUUCCUUCACCAAAGGAAUCGAUUUAUUAGACAUGGCACGUUUGCAGACAGAUGAUCCAGACCUUGAUGCUUGUAAACAAAGUUCGAGCUUGUCCUUAAAAGUGUUCCUAUACCGCAUUCUGACUCUACUAUCAUUUGUGAUACUUCUACUGGAACGCACAGACCUUUUGUGCCAAUAGUGUACAGAAAAAGAGUUUUUGAUUGUCUUCACUCACUAUCCCAUCCAGGGAUUCGUGCUACUGUAAAACUGAUUGCCGAAAGAUUUGUCUGGCCAAAGAUGAAUGCAAAUAUAAAACAAUGGACCAGGACUUGUGUACAAUGUCAACGCAGUAAAAUACAUAGGCAUACGAUUACAACACCGUCAGCAUUUAGUCUACCCGACCAUCUUUUUCAACAUGUUCAUGUUGAUUUAGUUGGUCCUCUGCCUCCAUCUAAUGGAUUCACUUACAUUUUUACUGCAGUGGACCGUUUCACUAGAUGGCCAAUUGCAUGCCCAAUAAAAGAUAUCUCCGCGGAAAAUGUUGCUGCUGUAUUCCUCGACAGAUGGAUCGCUAAUUUUGGUGUACCUUCUACAGUUACUUCUGACAGAGGUUCACAGUUCCAAUCUCACCUCUUCAAUGAAUUCACCCGCAUUUUAGGAAUCCAUCACAUCACUACAACAGCAUACCAUCCAGCAGCGAAUGGACUAGUGGAACGAUUCCACAGACAACUAAAAAGCUCAUUGAUGGUACAACCUGAUGUUUCUAGAUGGAGUGAAUCUCUACCUCUUAUUUUACUAAGCAUACGUUCCACAAUUAAAGAAGACCUACAAUGUACUCCGGCACAGCUCGUCUAUGGAGCUAAUUUAACCUUACCGGGGCAGCUAGUGACGCAUAAUGGCAAACCCGUAUGUACGGAUCCCACUUCUUUUGCGAAAGACUAAUGAGCCAUAUGAAUAACAUUAAGCCUGUUGCACCUCGGCCAGUUGUCUUAAAAGAGCAAGUUAGCAAACAUCUAAAUACGUGUAAAUUUGUAUUUGUUCGUGUUGACUCCGUAAGACGCCCUCUACAACAUCCUUAUGAAGGACCAUUUGAAGUAGUUGAGAGGCAAACAAAAUAUUUCACAAUCAAUAAGAACGGAAAAAAGAAACAGUUUCAAUCGACCGGAUAAAACCUGCUUUUAUAGAAUCUGAAACACAUGACAACCGAAAGCCGUCUAAAGACAGCAGAGAUCACACAACGCAGCUCCCAGUGUUUCCAAAUAAUUCUUCACCAACUCCGACGAAAUCAAUAUUUCGUAAAACAGAUGGUUCUAAGGUUACAGUUCCCACAAACUUAAAUCCUAGUUCCGACACUUUACCUUCUACGAAAACAACUCGUUCAGGAAGACAUGUACAUUUUCCUAAACGUUAUGUUGAAUUAAUUACUUAAUCUUUAUUCUGUAAUUACCUGUAAUGUGAUUAAAUAUCUAUAUUAGCAGAGUUAUUAAUAACAUUUUUUUUGCAAGCAUUUUUUUCUAAAAAAAUUCUUGUGUACUACUAAUAUUGAUAAAUUCAUUGUGUUUCUCUCUACAUGUGUAUGCGUUUUAUAUGAUGUUUAUUAUUAAUUGUGCAAAUAUAUACAAUUUCGUUGGACUCGUUCAGUUUAACACUAAUUGUUUACACAAUUUAUACAUUUAUUUGCACUUCGGUGAACUCUCAAUUUAAUUACUGUUAUUACUAAUGAUAUUAUUAUUAUUAUUAUUAUUAUACACUUCGUUAUUCUUGUUAAACUUUUUAUAUACAUUAAAGUCUCUUUACUACAAGAGAAACAUUUUGUUCUUGAAUAUAUAUACACGCAUGAUUUUUUUUAAAAAAAAUAAUAUGUGUUCACCCUUUUCGUUGUGUAAUUUUCUCCUACCUUCAAAGCAUUUAAAGUUUUACGUCGGGCAUACUUCCACCGACGCAUGCCCUAGGGGGGGAGUUAUAUGGUGACAUAUAUUCAGUGAUUUUUGUAACAACAAAAAUAGAAACCACAUUUUUUCUCUAAUUUGUCACACUUUAUUUGUAACCACAUUUUUAUCCAAUAUCUGUUGUUUUGCUGUAUCACUUGUUAAAAAGACGAUAAUAAUUGUUUCGAUGAAUGAUAUACACUACUACUACCGGGUUGUUUAAAAUAUAGAACAAUACCUA
Molecule: messenger RNA, 5444 nt
Organism: Schistosoma haematobium
Lineage: Eukaryota; Metazoa; Platyhelminthes; Trematoda; Strigeidida; Schistosomatidae
Exons: 1
Coding region: 610-3474 (954 amino acids)
Biological process (GO): proteolysis
Molecular function (GO): aspartic-type endopeptidase activity
Source: RefSeq, a predicted model, not a curated record